AUGUCUACUCAGACUGGAACUGCCUCGAGGAGGCCCAAGCUGUCUUUGUCCAUCAAGACAUCGCCGGCACCUCACACAACCAUCAACAGGUCCUUGGCCCUUGUUGAUCCCAAGUCCCCGACGACCUUCAACACCCUCUCCAAUGUCUAUGCCACCGCCAUCGGCAGGUCGACGCCUGCCCUUUCCGAACCUUUGACCGCCAUCGACGUAUCAAAAGAUCUCAUGACUCCUCAACAACGGAUCCAAACACCGUACGCCGUCUCAUAUCCGGAGACACCCUUGACGGCUCAUCCUCUAUCCCCCGCCGCAUCCAUGGAGAUUACCUUUCCAAGCACCAUGACUGCGACUCCUCCGUUGUCAGCCGGCCCCGUGGACGGUCCUCAGAUGUUUGGCUUCUCACCCAUCGACACUCAAACUCCUCUGACGGCCCUGCUGAAUGACCAACCUACGCCUCGUUCUCUCCGCAAACGCAACAACCUUACUCUUUCUGCCAUCACGCCUCCUUACACCCACCCUAGGUCCCUCCACAGCAUCCUCCGCAACUCGCCGCUCCCUCCUCCAAGCGCCAAGACCCCUAUUUCACCUCGCCGACAAUCUCUGCGCUUGCAGGAGAAGGCCGCCCGUCGUGUGGCCUACAACAGCCCGAUCGAACAGACCAUCAUCACCAACACUUAUACCAAAUCACACAUCGACCUGCUCAUCGAGGAUGCAUCGCCCGCGUCACCAAGGACGGCCCAGGAGCAGAACAGCAUUCUGGACAUCGCGCUCGCUUUCACUGGAAACGAAACCCUGGACGGAGGAAUGACACCGGGUCCCUUUGAGGAGAUGCGUCGGCGGAUGGCUGGCCUUGCAGCAAGCUCGCCCGUGGUGAGCAGUCCCGCGGUAUCCAGCCCGGCAGGCAUCAGGAAGAAGAAGAGAAAGGAAAAGAAGCGCCGCUGGGUGUGGACGAUCGGCAACCAAGAAGAGGACCCAGAGAACCUCGGCGGCGCGGUGGCGGCUUUGCGAGCGGCUGAGGCGGCUGCCAAACAGACAGAGCAACAAACCAAGCCCGCGCCUCCCUCGGUGGAGAUCCAAGCCUGCAGCGAUCUCCCGACGCCUAGCGUCGAGACGUUCGAUGAGGCUGGGGACGUCGAGAUGUCGGACACGAGCAGCGUCUCGUGCGGCCGGGGGCCAACACCCGGGGACAUGGAGGUGGACCUGUCGACGCCGACCCUGUACAAGCGUUCGGCGUCGCGCAUUGGAUCGGUGGACCUGUUCAACCCGGACACGGGGAGCAGGAGGGACACGCCGAUUCCGCCGGAUUUGGUGGUUGCAUGA
Messenger RNA from Colletotrichum karsti, 1317 nucleotides. RefSeq lists its product as uncharacterized. NCBI's taxonomy places the organism in Eukaryota, Fungi, Ascomycota, Sordariomycetes, Glomerellales, Glomerellaceae. The coding region runs from base 1 to 1317 and encodes 438 amino acids. The transcript has a single exon. The record is from RefSeq and is a predicted model, not a curated record.